This is a messenger RNA of Arctia plantaginis, 1722 nucleotides long. The record is from the annotation of a GenBank genome assembly. NCBI's taxonomy places the organism in Eukaryota, Metazoa, Arthropoda, Insecta, Lepidoptera, Erebidae.
AUGAAAUUGAAAACCGGAUCGUACUCGAUCAUGAGUAUGCCAGCGUAUGAACCGGGACCGGAACAUUUCCAACAGUUUCCGUCCAAUAGGAUUAUUGUUAUCCAUCCUGGGUCGUUAUACAUACGUAUAGGAAGAGCUUCGGACUUAUUACCAGUAAAACAGCUACAUUGCAUAGCCAGAAAACGUCGUCAUGGAGGAAAAAUCUAUCGCGAUUCCUUUAUACCCCCCAGUGUACCGAAAACGAAAGAAUUGAUCGAGGAAUUAGAAGAAUGCCGCCUGCAAAUAUCUCAUACACUGCAAACUUGUGUUCAGUCAAAUGGUGCGAGGAGGUACGCUACUCCCCCUCAACAAAUUGCUGCAUUUAAUCGUCGCUCUUUACCUGAAAUCGUGAACGACGGGGAACCGUGGCCUCAGGUUGAAUGUGACAUCGUUAUAGGCGAUCUAGUCCUAGAUAUUGAUCCAGAAUUGCCAUAUAAUAUACAUUUCCCUUACCGAAGGGGUGAUUUCAACAUUCAUACUGAAGUUGGUGGUUCAAUUUCAUCAGUUUUGAAUGAUCUUUAUACAAUUUGGAGUUCUAUCAUUGAGUAUAAACUAGGAAUACCUUUAAUAGAGCUAAUUAAGUACAGAUGUGUGUUACUGAUCCCAGAUUUGUAUUCUCGAAGUCAUUUGAAGUAUUUAAUGUCUUUAUUAUUGAAGGAUUUGGGUUUCGGUCACUGUUUUUUAGUUCAAGAGAGCGUCGGAGCCACAUUUGGUGCUGGGAUAGGUUCUGCAUGUGUAGUAGAUAUAGGUGAUCAGAAAACAGCAAUAUCAUGUGUGGAAGAUGGAAUUUCCCAUAAGACAACUAGGCUGAGAAUGGAUUAUGGAGCUGGAGAUGUUUGCCAAGCAUUGUCAUGGAUGUUUCAUAAAAGUGCAUUUCCAUACAAGAAUUGGAAUGAAAAUAUCCCCAGAGAUGUGAUCCUAAUGAGGAAUUUAUAUGAAAACUUUUGCCAUGUAAACCUUGAUGUUUGUGGUCCACAAGAGAAAAGCUUUCUUGUUGAUCAUCCUGGUGAUGUUGUGAACAAAUACACAUUACAAGUGGGUGAUGAAUGCAUCAUAUCACCUUUAUCAAUGUUUUAUACAGACUUACUCAAAAUAACUGGUUCUAAAUCUACAAAAAUCCAAAACCGUCAGCCGAGUGACCCUGAAGAUCCAUUUGAUGCAGAAUUUCUAAGGGAGACAGGCAGGAAACGAGAAACUGCUGAUCCAACAGCAAAUGAAUCUCAGCAGUUUGAAGCAGCUAGUGAACCUCAGCCUUCAGCUAAUCAAGACGAAGACAUUGUAGUGGAUACUUUAGAGGGUGGUCCAGGAGAUGUAGUCGCUUUGGCUCCAGGUCAAGUUUUAGCAUUAGAUGCAGCUAUUCUUCAAAGUAUAGACCGUUGUCCCAAUGAAGAAUUAAAACGUAAAAUGUACAGUAAUAUACUCAUAGUUGGAGGUGGCGUGAAGAUCCAUGGACUCAAUUUAUGGCUUCAGAACCGCUUAGCUUUACAGAUUCCUUACACAUAUAAGACUGAGCAAUUGGAAAUAGUUACAUCUCCAAAGGACAUAGAUCCAGCCAGCACAGUCUGGAAGGGAGCUGCUGUGAUGUCUUGUUUGGAGUCUGCUAUAGAACUUUGGAUUAAUCAAAGUGAAUGGAAUAGGUAUGGUUUGAGAAUAUUGAGAGAACGCGCGCCGUUUAUUUGGUAA